AUGUUGCAGGUGUUAGUAAAUCGCUUAUAUAAUAUGGCAUUACUAAGCAGCCACCCAUGGGACCAAGUACUAUCGGAGUUUGUCCUUUUCCAAAUUACUUUAUCGCGCUCGAGGAUGCUUGUUUUGGCCUUUGCUGGGGCGAUCGAAAGAGCAGAAAAUAUCAAAAACAGACCUUCGACCGGGUACUUGGUUUCUUGGAUACGUUACUGUCGAUGCUUUGUGUCACCGGCGUGCUCAGCCAGCGGUUGUCAUGGCGACUGGCAAUCAUCUUCCCCCACUAUUUUCGAGCAAGCUCCCUCUGCGUCAGUCGUUCGCGAAGCCUUGCAGGCGGCGGAUAGUGCGCAAUUCGUCAAUUGGUUGUAG
This is a messenger RNA of Bombus pyrosoma, 363 nucleotides long. RefSeq lists its product as uncharacterized. The transcript is spliced from 2 exons. The coding region runs from base 1 to 363 and encodes 120 amino acids. The record is from RefSeq and is a predicted model, not a curated record. NCBI's taxonomy places the organism in Eukaryota, Metazoa, Arthropoda, Insecta, Hymenoptera, Apidae.